This is a messenger RNA of Arabis nemorensis, 291 nucleotides long. Lineage: Eukaryota; Viridiplantae; Streptophyta; Magnoliopsida; Brassicales; Brassicaceae. The record is from the annotation of a GenBank genome assembly.
AUGGCUAUCAGAAUUCCUCGUGUGUUGCAAUCAUCAAAGCAACUUCUAAAAUCGUUCUCGCAAUCAUCAACCAAUGUCGAUGUUCCAAAAGGACACCUUGCGGUUUACGUAGGCGAGAAGCUGCAGAAGAAAAGAUUUGUGGUUCCAGUUAUGUACUUGAGUCACCCUUCGUUUCAACAACUUCUAAAAAAAGCGGAGGAAGAGUUUGGGUUUGAUCAUCCAAUGGGCGGCCUCACUAUUCCCUGCACCGAACAAAUCUUUAUCGAUCUCGCCUCUCGCCUCAACACUUGA